AACCGAAGAUAAGAAACUUUUUGGAAACCGAACCGAGGACAAAAGAAACUUCUUGGAAACAAGCCAUCCCUCGUCUCGCUUCCGAUCACGAGCCAUCGUGCCCUUUCUGUUCGUUUUCGAUCUCUCCCAAUCUCCAUCGUAUCAGGAUCAUCGGUUAUAAAUUCGCUUGUUUAGCGGGUUGAUUUUGCGCUGGAAAUUCGUUCUAGGCCUUAUGAAUUCCGUCGAUGGUUUAUUCUACCCGCUGUUCACUUUAGGUGUACAGACAACUGAAAGAUGAUACUGCUAGGGUUUAUGCAUACCAGAUCAAUUAACGUUACUCCGAUUGGGAUGUCAGACUUAAUUUUGCCUGGUGUUCAUGUGGUUUUCGUUUGUCGAGAUGUGGUUGUCAGCUUUAUAUCUGCAUUCAGAUGAUUUUCGAUGCUUGAAAUUGUCAAUAGGGUUUAGGAAUGCCUAUUGAUAGGUCUGUUUUGUGGUAAGGGCUCCUCAUUUGUUGAAUUCAAAUGGCAUCUAGACGAAAUGCACGAUACACACAGCUUCCGGGUGAUGAAGAUGAAGAUGGAUUUGCCAAUGGUGGUGGAAGGAGAACUUUUGAUCCCAGAUUUGAUUAUAUGCCAAAAGCGCUUAAUAGAGUGCCAUGGAAAUCCAUAGCACUAGCAGUGUUUCUUCUACUCCUCGGUUGCUUGCUUCUCUUCCUUGCAUUUUUCAUCUUUACUGGUCACAUGGAAGGAGACAGCUCGCAGGGUUAUGCACUCCUUGUCCUUGGAGUCCUCACUUUCCUCCCUGGCUUCUACGAAACCCGGAUUGCUUACUAUUCAUGGAGGGGUGCCGAAGGCUAUAAUUUUGCUGCCAUUCCAGGUUACUGAAAAACUCGAACACAGCCAUGAUAUUUUCUUGUUUCCCACUUUCCCGGAGUUGGAGAAUUCAAGGAAAAUCUGUGCAUAGAAAGUUGGUUUUGUUGUUGAUAAGUGAGUAAUGGGGAAUGUAGUUCAGGUUUGAAGACUAAUCAUCAUCACCCAGAUGCUCUUUUGUAUACUUGAAGAAUCUGAGAUCUGGCUUUGUUAGUUGAGAUGGAUUCUUUUUAGAUCUCAAGAUUGUGUGUGUGUGUUUGUCUGUGUGUUUUCUGUUGAUCCAAAUUUUGAUUUUUGUACCCUUAUUUUGUUACAUGUGUUAUGUGCUGUUAAAUCCUCCUCUUAUAUGUCUGUAUGGUAUCUUAAUGUUAAAUACCCGAAUUUUGGAUA
Messenger RNA from Tarenaya hassleriana, 1238 nucleotides. Its product is annotated as transmembrane protein 230. The record is from RefSeq and is a predicted model, not a curated record. The transcript is spliced from 3 exons. Bases 501 to 863 code for a protein of 120 amino acids. Lineage: Eukaryota; Viridiplantae; Streptophyta; Magnoliopsida; Brassicales; Cleomaceae. Gene Ontology annotation, cellular component: endomembrane system.